Sorex fumeus (smoky shrew) is the source of this 930-nucleotide messenger RNA. RefSeq names its product olfactory receptor 4L1-like. Gene Ontology annotation, biological process: G protein-coupled receptor signaling pathway. The record is from RefSeq and is a predicted model, not a curated record. The coding region runs from base 1 to 930 and encodes 309 amino acids. Gene Ontology annotation, molecular function: G protein-coupled receptor activity; olfactory receptor activity. The transcript has a single exon. Gene Ontology annotation, cellular component: membrane. Lineage: Eukaryota; Metazoa; Chordata; Mammalia; Eulipotyphla; Soricidae.
AUGGAUCUUAAAAAUGGAUCUUUCGUGACCGAAUUUAUUUUAGUAGGAUUUUCUGCACAAUGGGAACUUCAAAUUUUCUUCUUUGUGGCUUUCUCGGUGAUCUAUGGAGCUACCGUGUUUGGAAACAUUCUUAUUAUGGUCACAGUGACAUUUAGUUCCACUCUUCAUUCUCCUAUGUAUUUCCUCCUCGGAAACCUCUCUUUCUUGGACAUGUGUCUGUCCACUGUCACUACACCCAAGAUGAUCACAGACUUGCUGACUAUACACAAGACCAUCUCCUUGUGGGGUUGCAUGGCACAGAUGUUCUUUAUGCAUUUCUUUGGUGGUGCGGAAAUGACUCUUUUGAUAGCCAUGGCCUUUGACAGAUAUGUAGCCAUAUGCAAACCCUUGCACUACAGGACAAUAAUGAACCACAGGUUACUGAAUGGGUUUGUGAUAAUUUCAUGGAUAAUUGGUUUUAUACACACUAUGAGCCAGAUGGUAUUAACAGUGAACUUGCCAUUCUGUGACAACAAUGUCAUAGACAACAUAUUUUGUGACCUUCCCCUUGUUAUUAAGCUUGCGUGUAUUGAAACAUAUACCCUGGAAUUAUUUGUGAUUGCUGACAGUGGACUGCUUUCAUUUCUUUGUUUCAUCCUUCUGCUUGUCUCCUACGCUGUCAUACUGAUCACUGUUCGACGAAGAUCAUCUGGAGGACUCUCCAAAGCUCUCUCCACAUUAUCUGCCCACAUCAUUGUGGUUACUUUAUUUUUUGGACCUUGUAUCUUUAUCUAUGCCUGGCCAUUCAAUAGCUUCGCAGGCAAUAAAAUACUUUCUGUAUUUUACACAGUUAUCACACCUUUACUGAAUCCUAUUAUAUACACUUUGAGAAAUGAGAAAAUGCAAGGGGCAAUGAAAAAAUUAAGGUUUCAUCAUGUUAGCUCUGUGUAA